AUGGCUUCAACUUUUCUCAGAGUCUCCCUCCUCUUCAUCUUCAUCUUCAUCUUCAUCGGCUUCAACAGCACAGGUACGAUCAACACACACCUGAGAGAUCUAUACACACACCUGAGAGAUCUACACACACACACCUGACUGAUCUAUACACACACCUGAGAGAUCUACACACACACACCUGAGAGAUCUACACACACACCUGAGAGAUCUAUACACACACCUGAGAGAUCUACACACACACCUGAGAGAUCUACACACACACCUGAGAGAUCUAUACACACACCUGAGAGAUCUACACACACACCUGAGAGAUCUAUACACACACCUGAGAGAUCUACACACACACCUGAGAGAUCUACACACACACCUGAGAGAUCUAUACACACACCUGAGAGAUCUAUACACACACCUGACUGAUCUUGUGUGUUUCUCAGAUGGAUCAAUGGAAGUUGCAGUGUACCGUUGUGUGUUUAACUCCACUGAUCCAAACAACAUCGAGUUCAUCUUCUCCACCUACUACAACAAACUGGAGUUGACCAGAUUCAGCAGCAGUGUGGGGAAAUUUGUUGGAUACACUGAAGUUGGUGUGAAGCAGGCAGAGGCCUGGAACAAUGAUCCUUCAGUGCUGAACAGCUAUAGAGCUGAGAAGUCCAGAUACUGUCAAUACAACAUUGAAAACUUCUACCCAAAUUUUCUGCCUAAACACGGUGAGUUUGUGUUUCAGUGACGUCACACAGCACCACUUCAUCACUGUAUUGAUUAAGUGAUUGAUUGAUAAACUGAUAAUAUUCCUAUUUCUACACGAACAUAUUUUGAACUGACAGUCACAGCUGGGCUGAAGGAUGGUCUUCUUCUUCUUCUUCUGUGUUUAUCAGCUGAUGUAUGAAAUCAAGUCUGACGGUCAUGAAUGCUGAAAUCAAUCAUUACACUGAUCACCAUCAUAGAUUUAUAUUGAUUUAUAGAUUCACCUCACUGAAGGGUUAGUUUGAGAAAUAUCAGGAACUCUGCGGACACACCAGGUUCAUCUCAAACACAGCUCUCUGUCACCGCCUGCUGCUCAGACUGUGUUACUACAGUUAUUCAAACCAGCUGUCCUGUUACAGCGUCUGUGUUCUCAGAUAAAUGUGUCAAAUAUGAAGACGUGAAAAAGACAUGACUGUGAGAGUACGGUGUCUGAGAAGAGACAAAUCAAACCCUUCUUCAGUCAUCAUCUUUAAUGAUCAUCUCCUUUAAUCAUCCUCCUAAAUGAUCAGCAUCUUAAAUAUCCUCUUCUCUAAUUAUCAGUUAAUUAUCAUCCUCUCUAAUUUAGCUGAGCCCCACGCCAGGCUGCACUCUGAGGCGCCCUCUGGUGGUGGACAUCCUGCCGUGCUGGUCUGCAUCGUCUACGACUUCUACCCCAAACAUAUCAAAGUGACCUGGAAAAGAGACGGGAAGGAGGUGACCUCUGGGGUCACUUCCACUGAUGAGAUGGCAGACGGAGACUGGUACUACCAGAUCCACUCCCACCUGGAGUACACACCCAAGUGAGUCCACAUCCAGGUUUGGGAGAUGUGAGUCUGACCUCCUAGACCUGGGGUCCGUUUCACGUAGCAGGUUUAGUGGAAACUCCGAGUUUGUUAACCCUGAAAUCAGGGAAACUCUGAGUUUUCCGUUUCACAAAGGAGGGUUAGUUAAACCAGGGAGAGAGGGGUAACUCUAACCUGUUUCACAAAGAGAGGUAACUCAACCUCGCGGUCAGUUACCACAGUAACAGACUCCGUGAACCUAACCUGCUCGGGAGCAGGUUUAACUCAGUAAACCCAGAGUUUCAGGUGAGACAUCGGCAUUUUCUCAUUUUGAUCAUGUUUUACAUUGUCAAGUAAGUAUUAAGUGGCAGUUUGAUCUCUUAAAAAAUGCUCUUUUCACACUCAAAACUGAAUUUUACUCUCUUAUUAUGUUCCGUUAAAUGAUUAGGAAUAUUAAACUAACACAAAAACGGGUGGUGGUCCAGCAGCCCCACCUUUAACGGAGGCGGAGGAGCUCGCAAAUCGGAGCUUGCAAAUGAGGAGCUGCAACCCCCGUUCGACCCCCCCCCCCCCCCCCCACACACACACACACACACACACACACACCAGUCCGACGAUCGCUGCUACGGGGUGGGGGGGUGGGGGGUUGCGAUCGUCGAACGGGGGGGGGGGGGGGGGCUCCUCUGCCUCCGUUAAAGGUGGGGCUGCUGGGCCACCACCUGUUUUUCUGGCAUUUGCCCUCUUUCUGUUUGCUGAGUGAAAGUCUAAUAUUGAGUGUAGUGUGUGUUAAUUUAAUAUUAGGGCUGUCAAUCGAUUAAAAUAUUUAAUCGCGAUUAAUCAAAUUGUGAUCAUAAUUAAUCAUGAUUAAUCGCAAAUUGAUCGCAUAUUUUUGAUCCAUUCUAAAUCGAUCUUUUUCAAAUUGUUAUACUUUUAUCAACAUGAGAACAGAUCGUGGAUUUUCAUGGUAAUGGUGGUCCUACAAGGUAAUUCAUAUGUCCAGUCAUUGGAUGCGAUCCGUAUGAUUUCACGCAGACCAACGUCCUGCACAAUGUUAAUCGGCCGACAAGCGGUAGCCACCCAUUUAGCGAUCACUGUUUCAAGUUUGCGUUUAGUAGAGCUCUCCAUCUGUUUACCUUGCACAUUCAGCGUUGUUUGCUUGAGGCGGGGGGGAUGCGGGGCUCUCUGCAUCAGCUGUGUGCUUGGCCGACAAGUGAUAUUUGAGACUAGACGUACUCCGGUGGUAACUAAAUUCAGCUCGACAGGAAACACAAAUGACUUUUGUCCUGUCAAGAGAGCCAUCUGGCAAGGCUUUGUAGCUGAACUCUCCGUUCAAAAUCGUGUUCUUAUCCAUUAUAUCCUAGUUUCUACUCACGUGGAUUUGUUUAUGUCUGCUGCGGUAUCAGUCAGUGCUCUACUUCCUGAUUCGCGAAAUUACGGAGUGCCCCGAGGCUCACAUAGCUCACCAACUGUUCCUCUACCCUUUAACAACGGCAAGAAUAUCCACACAGUGUGUGUAUAGUUUCGUCAAGCCAGGCUAAGGCUCGCAUUAAUCGUGCGUCAAAAAAAUUAGUGGCGAUAAAAGUCACUUGAGUUAACGCGACAAUAACGCGUUAACUUUGACAGCCUUAAUUAAUAUAUAUACAUAUAUAUACUGAGAGUUAGUUUAAUAUUCCUAAUCAUUUAACGGAACACAAUAAGAGAGUAGAAUUUAUUUUUGAGUGUGAAAAGAGCAUUUUCUAAGGGAUCAAACUGCCACUUAAUACUUACUUGACAAUGUAAAACAUGAUCAAAAUGAGAAAAUGCAGAUGUCUCACCUGUUUGCACAAUGUUUUUAUAUUUAAUUUUCAGCUGCUGCCAAGUGCGUUUUUGUCCCGCUGGAUUGCACCUACAUAAAAUAAAUUAAUUUGCUCCAUUCAAGCAGUUUCCCUGCAACAGUCUGUCAUUGUGAUUGCACGAGACUAGAUUUAAAGUUACGCAUUGACGCGAGCAGCGAUUUCCUCCCAAGCCCUCUCCCUCUCCUUUGCAGCUGCUGCUGUAUUGCACUUUCUUUUAAAAACGUGCUGUAAUUCGCUGUUGGCUUGCUGUUUCCCCCUCCUUCUCCCUGUUUCCAUUGGUUGAUCAAUGAAUCUGGGCUCCACAGAUGCUGGCUGUUUAUGUCUGGCGUGCACGUGCUUAACUCCAGGUCAAACUACUCGGAGUUGCUAAAACUGACUCAAAUCAGGUGUUGUGAAACCGGAAACUCAGAGUUUCUUAUCUCAGAGUAGAUCAACUCAGAGUUAAGGAUUUAACUCAGAGUUUGUUGAACCACCUACGUGAAACGGACCCCUGGUCUCUUGAGUAUCACAGAACCUCUGAUGUGGUUUUUUUUGUUGGAGCAGGUCUGGAGAGAAGAUCACCUGUGUGGUGGAGCACAUCAGCCUGAAGGAGCCGCUGGUCGUGGAAUGGGGUAAAGACCUGUCCAUCCUACACCUGUUCAUCUGUUCACCUGUUCACCUGUUCACCUGUUCACCUGUUCACCUGUUCACCUGUUCAUCUGUUCACCUGUUCACCUUCCUCUCACCUGUCUGUCCUCAGACCCGUCCAUGCCUGAGUCUGAGAAGAACAAGAUUGCCAUCGGGGCCUCAGGACUGAUCCUGGGUCUGAUCUUAUCUCUGGCUGGAUUCAUCUACUUCAAGAGCAAGUCCAGAAGUAAGACCAGUACACCAUAGUCUAAGACCAGUUCAGACCAGUACACCAUAGUCUAAGACCAGUUCAGACCAGUACACCAUAGUCUAAGACCAGUACACCAUAGUCUAAGACCAGUACACCAUAGUCUUAGACCAGUAAACCAUAGUCUUAGACCAGUUCAGACCAGUACACCAUAGUCUAAGACCAGUUCAGACCAGUACACCAUAGUCUAAGACCAGUUCAGACCAGUACACCAUAGUCUAAGACCAGUUCAGACCAGUACACCAUAGUCUAAGACCAGUACACCAUAGUCUUAGACCAGUACACCAUAGUCUAAGACCAGUUCAGACCAGUACACCAUAGUCUUAGACCAGUUCAGACCAGUACUCCAUAGUCUUAGACCAGUACACCAUAGUCUAAGACCAGUUCAGACCAGUACACCAUAGUCUUAGACCAGUACAGACCAGCACACCAUAGUCUAAGACCAGUACACCAUAGUCUAAGACCAGUACACCAUAGUCUUAGACCAGUUCAGACCAGUACACCAUAGUCUAAGACCAGUUCAGACCAGUACACCGUAAUCUUAGACCAGUUUAGACCAGUUUUCCUUAGUCUUAGACCAGUUCAGACCAGUACAGCCAGUAUGGUUCAGACCAGUUUAACAGCUGUGUUGUCCGUGUCUCUCUAUGAUCUUCUUCUUCAUUUUCUUUGUUAUGUAGGAAGGACUUUGGUUCCCCAGACUGACUGA
Molecule: messenger RNA, 4920 nt
Organism: Xyrichtys novacula (pearly razorfish)
Lineage: Eukaryota; Metazoa; Chordata; Actinopteri; Labriformes; Labridae
Source: the annotation of a GenBank genome assembly